AUGGGAACGGGUUCGGGAAAUAAUGCAGCUGGAGGAAAAGCAGGAGGAAGAUGUGGCGCCCAGCGUGGGGCAGGAGCUGUAACUGGGGCACGACCUAGUAUUAAAGGCGCUCGCCAGGACACAACAACCACACCGACAACAACAACCGCAACCACUCAACAAUUUACUAAGCAAAAUCCUUUUGCUGCCUCCCGGCAACGUAACAGAAACAGUAACAGUAACAAUAGUAGCAGUAACUUUAACCUUAUUGUAAGCAGUAAAAGUAGUAGCAUCAUCAGCAGCAGCAACAGCCACAGAAAUGUUAAAGAGACUGUUACCAAACAGAGGCAGAGGGAAAAGAUUGUAAAUUAGUAAGAGUUUAACAAACAAAAAACAAGAAACAAAAAAAGAAAAUUAUAUACCAAGCAGACCUAAACAAAUUUUGUAUUUUUGAGAUAUUUAUGAUUUUAUUUCAAAUUCAACCAAACCUCUCUUUCCAAGCUUCAAACGCCAACAACCAACCACAACACAUAUAGCCACUGUAAUUAAAUGCAAAGGAAAAGUA
Drosophila eugracilis is the source of this 544-nucleotide messenger RNA. Its product is annotated as peroxisomal membrane protein PEX14-like. Lineage: Eukaryota; Metazoa; Arthropoda; Insecta; Diptera; Drosophilidae. Bases 1 to 351 code for a protein of 116 amino acids. The record is from RefSeq and is a predicted model, not a curated record. The transcript has a single exon.